This is a messenger RNA of Branchiostoma belcheri (Belcher's lancelet), 1578 nucleotides long. Its product is annotated as matrilin-2-like. The record is from RefSeq and is a predicted model, not a curated record. Lineage: Eukaryota; Metazoa; Chordata; Leptocardii; Amphioxiformes; Branchiostomatidae. Gene Ontology annotation, molecular function: calcium ion binding. Bases 1 to 1545 code for a protein of 514 amino acids. The transcript is spliced from 15 exons.
AUGGCGUCUCAAAUGGAAUCACUUUCGGAGAUGUGGAUGUGUGCAGCAGGUAUUGACGAGUGUUCACAGGACUGUACCAACACGGAUGGAACCUACACGUGUGGAUGUCCGGAUGGGUAUGAACUCGACUCAAACGAAAGGACCUGCAACGACAUAGAUGAAUGUAGCCAGGAUAAUCCAGACUGCCACGAGUGUCACAACACCCUGAGGAGCUAUGAGUGUUCCUGUCGGGAUGGGUUUGUGGUCAGUGACGAUGGAACAUCAUGUGAAGAUGUAGACGAGUGUGAUUUAGAGCUUGAUGAGUGUUCAAACGACUGUACCAAAACUGAAGGUGGCUGCCCUGAGGGAUACAACCUUACCUCAGAUGGAAGGUUUUCAACAGAUGUGGAUGAAUGUACUUCGAAUCUUCAUGACUGUUCUCACGACUGUACCAACACAGACGGGAACUACCCAUCUGACUGUCCUACAGGUUUUGAACUCAGCUCAGACAAAAUAACCUGCAAUGAUGUGGACGAGUGCGCCUCGUGGCUUGCUGGAUGUUCUCACGACUGUACCAACACAGACGGGUCUUUCACCUGUGGAUGUCCGGAUGGGUACGAACUGAGCUCAGACGAAAUCACCUGCACAGAUGUUGAGUGCUCUUCAAGUCUCCACGACUGUUCUCACGACUGUACCAACACGGAGGGUUCCUAUAGCUGUGGAUGUCCGGAUGGGUACACACUUAGCUCAGACGACAAGACGUGCAACGAUGUGGACGAGUGCGCUUUAUUGCUGGACGAGUGUUCACACGACUGCACCAACACAGAAUGGUCCUACACAUGUAGCUGUCCCACAGGAUACCAACUCAGCUCGGACACGUGUCCUACACGUGCGACUGUCCUACAGGAUAUGGACGGAAGGAUCUGUGAUGAUGUGGAUGAGUGUGCGUCAGAUCAGGACGAGUGUUCACACGACUGUACCAACACGGACGGGUCUUACACGUGUGACUGCCAUACUGGAUACCAACUCAGCUCGGACGACAAGACUUGUGAAGAUGUUUACGAGUGUUUUACAAGUGCCCACGACUGUACACACGACUGUACCAACACGGAUGGGUCCUACACUUGCGACUGUCAUACAGGAUAUGCACUCGAUACGGACGGAAGGACCUGUCAUGAUUUGAAAGAGUGUGAGUCAGAUCAGUACGACUGUUCUCACGACUGUACCAACACGGACGGGUCUUACACGUGUGGAUGUCCUGAAGCUUACGAACUCGGCUCUGACGACAGGACCUGUAACGACGUGGACGAAUGUUCCAGAAAUCUCCACGACUGUUCUCACGACUGUACCAACACGGACGGGUCUUACACGUGUGGAUGUCCUACAGGAUACCAACUCGGCUCAGACGAAAUGACCUGUGAAGAUGUGGACGAGUGUGCAACAGAUAUUGACGACUGUUCUCACGACUGUACCAACACGGACGGGUCCUACACGUGUGGAUGUCCUACCGGUUACGAACUUGACACCGUCGAAAAGACCUGCAACGGUUCAUGCUGUCCACCGUAACGUCUGACUCUGAGGACUGGAUGAGGAAAUGUG